AUGGACCUUUCUACGGUCUUCGAGGCCAUGCGCGAGAAAGAGGAGGAGCUUGCAGAGGCUGAGCAACGGCUGCUAUUCGACCGGGAUAACCUCGAGACGGCACGCGAACUCAUCCAGGAGCGUGAGGCCCGUCUUGCUGAAAACCAGACGUCUCAGUUGUCUUUACGGGAAGACGCGGAGAAGAUCCGUGCGAAGCUGGCAGAGCAGACGGAGGAGCUGGUAGCGGCUCGCAAGGAAGUGGACCUGAGGAAUAAGGAGAUUCGCGAGGCCAAAGAGGGGUUGGGUAAGAAGGAAGAGGAGAUCACGCGAGCCCACGCGGCGAUCCGAGCAAGGAAUGAGAAGUUGAAGCUUGCGGAAUCUCAGCUUCAGGCUCAGGAGAGCCAGCUUGUAGCUUCGACAGCGGAGGUUCGGCAAUUGCGGUUGGAUCUGAGAUCUGCGGUUUCAGAAAAGAAGCGGUUGCAGGAGCAGUUGGAGGAGUCGCAGAAGGAGCUGCGUCGGCAGGAGGGUAAACUGACCGCCAUGGAAUCAGAUUUGGAGAAAAGAGGCGGCAUUGUGACAGCUGCGCAGAAGGAGAUUAAGAUUCUUCAGAAGCAUUUGAAGAACUCCGGAGUGAAGGGAGAGGCAGCGUCUCGGGAGCUCGCUCAAGCGAAGUCGAUGAUUGGUGCAGUGAAGGCGGAGCUAAAGGUGUCGAACGAAGCUUUGAGCAAAUUCCGUUCCGAGGUUCAUGAGCUGAAAGCCGCCGUCGCGAGACAGGAACGCGAAGCGACUAACGCGUCGAUGCUUCUGAAGAAGCGGGAACGGGAGCUCGAACGAGCAAACGCGGAACUCGCGAAGGAGAAGGCGACGUUGCAAGCAGUCCGCGCCGCGGUUCUGGAUCUCGAGACUAAGUUAAAGCACGAGAUGGACGCCUGCGAGACGCUCGCGACGGAGGUUCGGGACGCGCGGUCGAAGCUCCGGACAGCCAUGUCUGAAGCUUCCGAGCUCCGUAAAUCCGUCCGGCAGGCGGAGUCCGAACUUUCAGACGCCAAAAUCACCCUCCAGCUUAAAGAAGCAGAACUCGUGGGACUCCGCCUGGAGCUACAAGAGACUGCAUCGGAUCUCUCUAUAGCGAAGCAGGACCUCAAAUCCCGGGCAGACGACCUCGACGCCGCGGCAAGCGCGCUGGAGAGUCUUCGCCGGGAGCUGGCCGCUGUGAAGCUGGAGCUUCAAGUUAAAGAUGAGAGAGUCGCGGCGUCGGAUAAGGCUCUGGAGAUGCGGGAGGAGACGAUUGGGGCGAUGGAGGUGAAGCUGGAAGGCAUCAACGCGCGCCUGGCGGCGGCGGAGACUGUCGUGGAGCAGAUCGCGGAGCUCUCGCGCAAGCUCGCGGAUUCCGCGCUCGCCGCUGGAGGGUUCGACAUGGGGGUGCUGCCGUCUGGGAGAGCGGUGCAGAGCGGUGGUGUGGGGUCGGGAGGGUUGAGAGGGAAGAUGCUGGUCGGGGAGAGCGUGCUGCUGGCUGAGACGAACCGGGAGCUGUUUGCGGCGAGCCGGGCGCUGCUGGAGAAGGAGCAUGGGAUGCAGCUGCUGCAGGAGCAAGAACAAGAGCAGAGGGAACAGAACGAGCGCCUAUUGGAGCACCUCCGGGCAGCGAGGGCAGCGCUGGGAGAAAAACAAACCGAGCUGGACUCCGUGAAAUCCCUCCUAGCCGAGCGGGAGGAGGAGAUCCGGCAGCUGACGGCGCGGUGGGAGGAGCGGGAGGCCGCGCUGACGGCCAUGCGCGCGGAGGUGAUCAGCGGAGCCAGGGAGAUCGCGCAGCUGCGGGACGUGAUCAAAUCCGCGUCCUCACGCCAAGCAGGGCAGCAGGGCGAGGGGGCGGAGAAGGUGUCUCAGGCGGAUCUGGUGGCGCAUGAAGUGGUGAAGCUGGAACUCGAGGUGGCGAAGGUGGAGGUAGAGACAGCCAUGUCAGCCCUGCAGGGUCUGGCGGAUCUCAGUGCACAACUCAAGGCAGACGCAGACGACCGCAUGCUGCUGCUGCCCGCAUCCUCACCCCAUUUCUCCACUUCUUCCGCCAGCCAUCUACACGACUUUCGUCCCGCUCUGGCCUCUGCUGCUGCUGCUGUCAGCGCAUCAGGGAGUGCCGCCCGACGGGGAGAGGAGCAGGAGGAGCAGCAGAGGUUGCAAUGGCAGCAGAAGGAGCGGGAGGAGCAGAAGCAGCAGAAGCUGAGGGAGGAGGAGCAGGAGGAGGCAAAGAUGCAGCAGCAGCUGCAGGAGAGGGACAAUGCGCUGCGCAUGGCGGUGCGUGCCAUGUCUAAUCUCACGCGCCUCACUCAGAAGCUUGCUGCUGACGCCCAGGCGGAGCUCUCAGGAGAGGAGCCGGUGCUACAGAUGUAG
This is a messenger RNA of Closterium sp. Naga37s-1, 2367 nucleotides long. The record is from the annotation of a GenBank genome assembly. Lineage: Eukaryota; Viridiplantae; Streptophyta; Zygnematophyceae; Desmidiales; Closteriaceae.